Aspergillus saccharolyticus JOP 1030-1 is the source of this 252-nucleotide messenger RNA. RefSeq lists its product as uncharacterized. The transcript is spliced from 2 exons. Lineage: Eukaryota; Fungi; Ascomycota; Eurotiomycetes; Eurotiales; Aspergillaceae. The record is from RefSeq and is a predicted model, not a curated record. The coding region runs from base 1 to 252 and encodes 83 amino acids.
AUGUCCGAAAAGUACAAGCCCUCUGAGCACGGCGGUCUCCGCGAGGACGGCCAGCCCGACAAGCGCACCCAGCAGUCCCAGUUCGCCUAUGGCAAGGUCGACCCCCACAAGGCCGGCCAGGAGGGCGGCUCCAUCGGCGGCCAGGCCACCGGCAGCCACAGCGGUGGUAGUGCCAAGGGGGAGUUCGCUCAUGGCAAGGUGGACCCCCACGAGGCAGGCAAGAAGGGGGGCAGCAGCCUGGGCGAUGAGUGA